CGAAUGGAUUCGAGAGGAGCUGCAAUACCAAGUAGCGUCUAAUAAAACACCUGUACUACUUCACCUCUUCCUCUACCCUUACAAACAGCUUAAAGAGAACCCCGUCUGCCAUACCGUCCUCCACCCCGCCAUUUUGUACCGAUAAUCACCGUCUAAUUUUCCGUGUCCGAUAGAGCCGUAGAGCUAAUACUUACCUAAAGCUUCGAGCUUCAAGCUUUGGACUUUGGGCUUACUACGCAUAGUACGCAUAGUACGCAGCAGCAAGGGUGAUUUCGAUAGCUACGAGAUCGUGAAGCCAAUUUAUCUAAAAGCUACGGCGCAAAGCAAUACAAAAAGUAGCGACCAUAUUUGAAGUCAUGCGCCCGAUGUGGACGUCUCGAUGAGCUUGCCUUCCCCGGAGAAAGACGAUGGGGUUGCCAGCAUGGACGAUGAUCAUCUAGAUCUGUCUCCUGAUGGAGAGGGGGUAUCGAGCGACGAUGAGACAAUUAAGCCGGAACGUGGGAUAGAACAAGAGCAAUUAGAAGAGGAUGUUGAAGGGGAACCAGGGAGCAUCGUAUCCGACCAGCCUACUGGAAAUGGGGUUGUCGCAAAUCGGUAUCGUCAACUCCUACGAAAUCAUGAUGAUGUCUCGGAAGCAGGAUCCAGCGAAGAUCUACCUCGAAGAGCCGGGAGCCCCAUUGAUUCGUUGCUUUCCAUACCCGACGAUUCGCCUUCGGUUCAAGGCUCCAUGAUAUCUUCCCUUGGGAGUAGUAGAGUGCCCUCUCUCGCUUCUCGCCCUGGGCUUAACAGUCCUACGCCCUCUUUUAGACCCUUCGACCGACGAUUCCAAUCUCGUAUAGCCUCCCCUUCGGCUCUAUCUCCGCGGCCGUCGUCGCCUGCUUUUCUUGCGGGACAUAGCAGACAGGCAUCCAUGAGCAGCCAAUUCUUACUUGAAUCCGGCGAAACCGAAACUCCCACGCCCCCAUGGGAAGUAGUACGAUGGACCAAGUUAAAGAAACUAAACGGCCAGGUAUUCUCCGAGGCCGGGAAGCGUAACUUUGGUUCACCUACGUGUAUAGCUAUUUCUGCGUCCAUCGUAUUAGGCACCUCCAAAGGCAUAAUCCUAAUGUUUGAUUAUAAUCAGAAUCUUAAGAUGAUUAUAGGCCCAGGCACAAAAGCUGUUGAAUCUGGGUCCAUCACCGCCAUCGCUAUAUCUGCAGAUCACACCACGAUAGGUAGUGGUCAUGCUAGCGGCAGCAUCUUCACAUGGGACACUAGCCGGGUGUCUCGACCCUUCCUUCAUAUUCCGCCCCUUGACCCAGCCCAGUUUCAAAACCGGACGACGGACGGUCAUAUGCCUAAUGUAGCAAUAACCCAUAUAGGGUUCUUAGGCACUAGACACACUGCCCUAGUAUCCGCCGACGACCGCGGAAUGGCAUUUUCACACCUUGCAACUCGGGGUACUGGCGCUCUUGGGCGAAUGGUCAAGACGGUGAGGAUACUGGGCCGCUACCCUGAUGCUCCGCCUCCCACAUCAGGGAAGCCCCUGAAGCCUAGUACCGUAUUGGCCUUUUCUCCAUUGCCGCUCGGGAAUGUGGAACGGGCAACAGACACGAUGGGCCUCACGGCGAUGCUUACCCCUUACCUGCUUGUUAUAGUCUCGACGACACCGAUUGCGCAGACCCAGCAUAAAUCGGCCAGACCAAAAGACGUAGCACCCCAUAGUGCUAUGACCGGCUGUUUAGCGUGGUUUCCUGCCGUCAAGUUGAAGGUACCCGAUCCUGUCACUGGUAGCACUAUGUCCAAAGUUAAACUGGUCUACUGUUGGGCAAAUGUGCUCACCGUUCUUGAAGUGGAUGAGGUACCUACAGACGGCAAAGACAAGCCUCCCGCCCUCAAGUUCAAGGCGCGUAGUAGAUGGACGUGCGAGGAGGCAAUUGUGGCAGUCCAGUGGCUCAGUCGCUCCGUUUUGACCGUCCUAACAAUCACGCAGAGACUUAUUGUUCUUGAAGACCGCUCGAUGAGGAUGACGGAAGCUUUCGAUCUCAUCCAUAAGUACAUAUAUCAUGCUGAUCUCUUUUCCGCCCAGUUGCACAAUUUAGUUGAGCAGCUCGACGAAAACGACACGUCAAUGCAUGGUGUUGUCGCAGAUGCUUUCUACAUGAGUUUCAAGGCAUACAAGGGCCGCAUCUUCCUGCUAGGCUUCAACGACGUAUCCAUCGGUGCGUUAUCGAACUGGGCUGAUCGAUUAAUAGCAUUGAUGGAGAACGGCGACUACAUUGGUGCAAUACAGCUAGCGACCACUUACUACACAGGGGAUGCAAAUAAGCUAACAGUCGGUCUUCCUGAAGAUGCUGCUUUGAGGCAUCGAAUGGUACGUGAUAAGAUAAUGGAGAUCAUGAGUGCAUCUCUGAAAUAUGCAUUUGGCCAACGGCAAAAGAAUAAGGCCUUAGUAGAUGAUCAGCAUCUACGACAACUUGCAGAAACUUGUUUUAUCGCCUGCCAAAGCGUAGGGGACCUCGACUUCCUCUUUGAUGGUAUGUACGAAUGGUACGAAGACGCCGACGUCGAAGGUGUCUUUUUGGAAGUAUUAGAGCCAUAUAUUCUCGAAAAGACAAUAUCAGUCGUGCCACCCACCGCCGUCAAGGCCAUGGUUACUCACUAUGUCAGCAAAGGCUGGGAAAGCCGCCUAGAAGAGAUUAUUUGUCAUAUGGAAACUACCACCCUCGACAUCGAUCAGAUAACUUCGCUUUGCAAGCAGCAUGGCCUUUAUGAUGCCCUUAUAUACGUCUGGAAUCAGGCGUUAUCCGAUUACAUCACGCCUCUUAUCGACCUACUUACUUUGUUGAUACCUCUAGUGCAGAACACCGAAUAUACCAACUCUGGAGAUCUAAUGGAAGAUGAGAUAUUUGGAGUUAAUGCACUCAAGAUGUUCCCAUAUCUCUCGUACACUCUAACUGGAAGGAUUUACCCUACGGGUGGUAGGAUGGAGGACGGAGUAGCCUCUCAGGCCAAGGCGGAGCUUUACUGGUUUCUCUUUUCCGGGAAGAGCAUAAGUUGGCCUAAAGGCAGCAAAGUAUUUCUCACUCGUCCAAAGCAAGCGGAAGAACCAUCUUUCCCGUAUCUCAGAAUGAUACUACAGUAUGAUGCGCCGAGCUUUUUAAGUGCGCUGAACGAAGCCUUUGAAGACUCCUUUUUAAACGAGUCUCAGGAGAAACAACUCAACGGUGGCACUGGAAAAAACUUACCAGAAGAGCAGAUAUUCGGAUUGACUGUCGAUCGCCAGUAUGUCGUGUCCAUCCUAUUAGAAAUCAUGAAUCCAAGCGACUUUGCGCCAGAGGAUACCAUAUAUCUAGAUAUGUUUAUCGCGCGAAACCUUCCUAAGUUCCCACAAUAUCUUCUCAUACCAGGUUCUACCCUUGACAAAGUCUUGGCUGGGCUAUGCAACUACCCUGGCAUAGAUCUCGCCGAAGAUGCCCAGUUGAGUGCGGAAUAUCUGCUCUCUAUAUACCAGCCGCCAGACAUAUCAGCAAUAAUACCCCUAUUCAAGAAGGCAUGUUUCUACCGUAUCCUAAAGCGGAUAUACAGAAAUGACAAACAGUAUGGGAAGCUAUUACAAACUUAUUUCGAGGACCCGGAAGACCAAAUGGAUAUUUUCGAAUGCGUCGCGGAGUGUCUACGCCCCCAAGCUAACCUCACUAAGAAACAGAUUCAAGAUGUGCACGAUGUUAUUAAAAAUAAUUCACGGGAUUUAGUCGAGCUUGACCCAAUCCAAGCUGCCCAGACCCUAGCUACGUACGCACCUAACUUGCAUAGAUUCGCCUUGGACUCGCUUGAGGAGGGAUCAGAACUGCAGUUCGCGUACCUCCGAGCUCUACUUGAACCCGACCCCGAAACCUCAAGACAGCCAGCUACGACCCUAGACCGGGAUUUCAUUGAACAAUAUGUGCAACUCAUGUGUCUAUAUGAUCCUUCCCAUGUCUCAGAUUACGUCGGCAUCGUACAGGCUACAAAUUUAAGGCUAGACAAAUUACUACCAGCUAUGGAAGACACAGGAGUAAUCGACGCAGUAGUUAUUCUUAUGGCCCGAGAGGGGCAAGUUCAAGACGCCAUGAACCGCUUAACUAAACAUUUGGAAACUUUGGAGUCGGCUCUUCAGGGGUUAGUGGCAAAUGCAGAUGAGCAUUCCGAGGAUAUAGACGUCAAAGAAGCUGCCGAAGAUCUGCUCAGAGGACUGCAGAAAUAUACGCAUGUUGGUAUCUGGUUAUGUCAGGGACAGAUGAAAACCACUAAGAAACUCAACGCUGUCGGCCGACGAAACUCACCAUCGCCUAGCGAACUUUCCCCCGACGAAGCGUUGUGGCUUGGGUUAAUAGAAACCACAGUCCAGAUCACGCGGCGUUUAUCAUCGGUUGUUGCGCCAUCUAAACCGAUUAGAGUCUCUAGCACUGCUUCUCCAUCACCGGUCCUUGAUAGUGACAAGCUAGUAGGACUCCUGCGCUCACUUGUACAGCACACAUUCACAGCGCUUAUGACAGCAACAUCCACUCAGAAUGGUGUCCUUCCUACCAACCGCCUAGCAAGCUCGGGAGGCAGUCUCACGUUCCUUCGGAUCCUCCGAGCCUUCUUGACCCGUGCAGCCGCCACUUCCCCUAACCUUGCCGACCUGCGAGCUGUUCUAACUUCGAUAUUCUCAGCCUAUGCAUAUGAGGAAUCCAUACUGCAACUUUCAAAUAGGCUCCUCGAGCAGCAAUUGUUUGUUAAUGUUAAAGAGGCAGUAGAGCUACGCCAACGGGGAUGGCGACCUAGAGGGUCCACGUGCGAGGCUUGCGGGAAGAGAGUUUGGGGCCCUGGGGUUUCCGGGAAUGUCUUCGAGGCAUGGGAGGAGAAGCAGGCUAUCGAAAACAAGAAGCGGGAGGAAAAGAAAGCCGCCUUGGUUAGUCGGUCUAUCGCGCGCGGAAAGGGUAAGGCCGAUUUCCCGCAAGAGAUGGAGUCCUAUAACGGAAAGGGUAAAGGUAAAAGUACGGAGCGAAGCGAUGGUCCCAGCUCAGCAGAUGAGCAUGCAGCGAAUGGUGAACAGGACAUCCAUGGUUCUGCUGUCGAGUCGAAUGGAGACGCUUAUGAACGGCGAAAGGACCAGCCCUUAGGUCCACUCGUCGUCUUGGCUUGCAGACAUAUAUACCACAAGGCUUGCCUAGACACGCUACAGGCGAAGAGGGCAGCGAACGGAGACCAUAGAGAGGUGGAUGGGUUCGGUCGCGAGACAGAUUACAGAUGUCCUAUUGACGGCUAGGAUGGGAAAGGAUAAGAUGGGCACGGUCUGGCCGUUGUAUUCACGAUGUACACUACGAUAGUUACAAAGCCGUCGACACUUGAUCGAGCGCUAUAAAUAUAAUGUUG
Molecule: messenger RNA, 5379 nt
Organism: Daldinia decipiens
Lineage: Eukaryota; Fungi; Ascomycota; Sordariomycetes; Xylariales; Hypoxylaceae
Product: Golgi CORVET complex core vacuolar protein 8-domain-containing protein
Exons: 3
Coding region: 380-5272 (1630 amino acids)
Biological process (GO): endosomal vesicle fusion; protein targeting to vacuole
Cellular component (GO): late endosome; HOPS complex
Molecular function (GO): protein binding
Source: RefSeq, a predicted model, not a curated record